AUGGAAGCUUCUGGUCUUUUCCUUCCCCAGGUGCCUGCAGGGAGCCUGCAGCUCACUCUCUACCAGUAUAAAACGUGUCCUUUCUGCAGCAAAGUCCGAGCUUUUCUUGAUUACCAUGGACUGCCCUAUGAAAUUGUGGAAGUGAACCCGAUAAUGAGGAAAGAGAUCAAAUUCUCUUCCUACAGGAAGGUGCCUAUCCUGCUAGCCAAUGCUGGAAGCCCUCUGCAAUUGAAUGACUCUUCGGUGAUCAUCAGUGCAAUAAAGACCUAUCUCAUUUCCAAGAGGAAUAGUUUAGAAGAGAUUGUGUCCUUUUAUCCUCCUAUGAAAACUGUGACUGAGCAAGGCAAGGAGGUAUUUGAGUAUGGGAAUAAAUACUGGCUCAUGCUGGAUGAGAAGGAGACAAAACGAGUCUAUCCUGUCAAAGAAGUGAGAGUGGAAGAAAUGAAGUGGAGAAAAUGGGCAGAUGAUUGGCUUGUUCACCUCAUCUCCCCCAAUGUUUACCGUACCCCCAGAGAAGCCUUGGCAUCUUUUGACUACAUUGUCCGUGAGGGGAAGUUUGGCACCGUGGAAGGUUUCUUUGCCAAGUACAUGGGGGCUGUUGCCAUGUUCUUCAUUAGCAAGAGGCUGAAGAAAAGACAUCACCUUCGAGAUAAUGUCCGAGAAGACUUGUAUGAAGCAGUUAAUGAGUGGGUAAAAGCUGUUGGCAAACAUCGACUGUUCAUGGGUGGAAACCAGCCGAAUCUUGCUGACUUGGCAGUGUACGGGGUCCUCCGAGUCAUGGAAGGGCUGGAAGCCUUUGACGACAUGAUGGUUCACACUAAGAUUCAGCCUUGGUACCAGCGUAUGGAAGAAGUCAUUCAAAAAGCUGAAGCUGCAGUCUGAUGCCAGCUGCAGCUGCCUUCCUGAAGUACUUGCAUGGUAAAAAAAAAACAACAACAAACUUCAGAAGGAAUGGCAUUUAUUUUUUAAAAGUUGAAUGGACUGGUC
This is a messenger RNA of Pelecanus crispus (Dalmatian pelican), 987 nucleotides long. RefSeq names its product prostaglandin E synthase 2 (gene PTGES2). NCBI's taxonomy places the organism in Eukaryota, Metazoa, Chordata, Aves, Pelecaniformes, Pelecanidae. Gene Ontology annotation, molecular function: prostaglandin-E synthase activity. The record is from RefSeq and is a predicted model, not a curated record. Gene Ontology annotation, cellular component: mitochondrion.